This is a messenger RNA of Diceros bicornis minor, 3731 nucleotides long. Its product is annotated as adhesion G-protein coupled receptor F2-like. Lineage: Eukaryota; Metazoa; Chordata; Mammalia; Perissodactyla; Rhinocerotidae. Gene Ontology annotation, biological process: G protein-coupled receptor signaling pathway; cell surface receptor signaling pathway. The record is from RefSeq and is a predicted model, not a curated record. The coding region runs from base 24 to 2036 and encodes 670 amino acids. Gene Ontology annotation, molecular function: G protein-coupled receptor activity. Gene Ontology annotation, cellular component: membrane. The transcript is spliced from 9 exons.
GAAAGGCGGCUGUGCGGAAGACAAUGACUCAUAUGCUUUUGCUGUACUGCUUAGUGUUUCUUUUGCCCACAGAGUCUUGCAGGACACUAUGCCAGGCUGCCAGCGAAAACAAGGAGAAGGUGUCUGCCAGGCCACACGGUGUAUGCGACGGUGUCUGUGCGGACAAUUCCCACUGCACUCAACCUUGUGCUUCAGACACUCCAGGAAAUAUGGAGUUUUUAUGCAGGCAAAAUAAAUGGCACAAGAUCACUGAUACCUGCCGGACUCUUACUGCCUUCAACAUCUUUGAGGCGGAUUUGUAUUCGGAUCAACCAUUUGGAGGACAUAUAAAAGUAAAGGAAUAUGACUCUAAGUCUGAGACCAUUACAGAUAUGUUGAUGCAAAAGUGUCCGAGGGAUUUGUCCUGUGUAAUUAGGAACAUUCAGCAGUCUCCCCGGAUACCGGGAAACAUCGCUGUCAUUGUGCAACUCUUACACAACAUAUCGACGGUACUGUUGACAGAUGUCGAUGAGGCAAAGAUGCAGAGUUACAGCAUCAUGGCCAACCACAUUCUUAACAGCAAAAGCAUCUCAAACUGGACCUUCAUCCCUGACAGAAACAGCAGCUGUGUCCUGCUACAGUCAGUCAAUUCCUUUGCAAGAAAGCUGUUUAUAAAUAAACAUCCCAUUGACAUAUCAGAUGUCUUCAUUCAUACUAUGGGCACCAUCAUAUCCAGGGACAACACAGGAAAGAAUUUCACUUUUUCAAUGAGAGUUAAUGACACCAGCCAUGAGGUCACUGGGAGAGUGUUGAUCAGUAGAGACGAACUUUGGAAGGUGCCUUCUCCUUCUCAGGUCGUCAGCAUUGCAUUUCCAACUCUUGGGGCUAUCUUAGAAGCCAGUCUUUUGGAAAACGUCACUGUGAAUGGGCUUGUCCUGUCUGUCAUUUUGCCCGAGGAACUUAAAAGAGUCUCCCUGAUUUUUGAAAAGAUCAGCAAGUCAGAGGAGAGGAGGACACAGUGUGUUGGCUGGCACUCCCUGGAGAGAAGAUGGGACCAACAGGCCUGUCAAAUGAUUCAAGAAAACUCCCAGCAAGCUGUUUGCACAUGUAGGCCAAGCAAGUUGCUUACCUCCUUCUCAAUUCUUAUGUCACCCCACAACUUGGACAGCCCGAUCCUGAUUUACAUCACGUACAUAGGCCUGGGCAUUUCUAUUUGCAGCUUGAUUCUUUGCGUGUCCAUUGAGGCCUUGGUCUGGGACCAAGUGACGAAGACAGAGAUCACAUAUUUACGCCAUGUGUGCGUCGCUAACAUUGCAGCCACCUUGCUGAUGGCAGAUGUGUGGUUUAUCGUGGCUUCCUUUCUUAGUGGUCCAACGACACACCACAGUGGGUGUGUGGCAGCAACAUUUUUUGUUCAUUUCUUUUACCUAUCUGUGUUUUUCUGGAUGCUUGCCAAGGCACUCCUGAUCCUCUAUGGAAUCCUGAUUGUUUUCCAUACACUGCGCAAGUCAGUCCUGCUGGCAUCUCUCUUCUCAGUGGGCUAUGGGUGCCCUUUGGUCAUUGCUGUUAUCACAGUUGCUGCCACUGAGCCCGGCAAAGGUUACCUACGACCUGAGGCCUGUUGGCUCAAUUGGGACGUGACCAAGGCCCUCCUGGCCUUUGUGGUCCCAGCUCUGGCCAUCGUGGUAGUAAACCUGAUCACAGCCACACUGGUGAUUGUCAAGACCCAGCGAGCUGCCCUCGGCAGUUCCAUGUUCCAGGAGGUGAGAGCCAUUGUGAGAAUCAGUAAGAAUAUUGCCAUCCUCACACCACUGCUGGGACUGACCUGGGGAUUCGGAAUAGCCACAGUCAUUGAUGAUAGCUCCCUGGCCUUGCACAUUAUUUUCUCCUUGCUCAAUUCAUUCCAGGGCUUCUUCAUCUUCGUGUUUGGAACAAUCCUGGAUCCAAAGAUAAGAGAAGCCUUAAAGGGUCGAGUAACCUCUGCAAAAUGGAUCUCCGGAAUAUCAGAGAACCUUUCUUCUGAUUUCUCUUGUCACCCCACCAAAGAGCCAAGCUAAUGAACCAGGCUAUACUCCUAACUUGGGAGGUCAUACAUUCCAGGAAUGGCAGAGCCCCCAAGAGAAAUGUGCUUAUUCCUGUCUUCUUGCCUCUGGAGAUUGCGAAGGAAGCCUCUCACGCUGUGGUGCUGAUGCAGGAGGGUGUGAGUGCAGAAAGGAUGGAAGGCCCUCUGUCCAAGCUGUUCUGUGCUGCUAAACAUUUCUCUGCCAUCAAUUGUCAACAUAUAUAUAUGCCAUGCUGGGCAUCCACAGGCAACAGCAGGACGUUGUUGGGGCCUCCAGCUCCAUGUUUUUGGGUCACGUUUGUCCUCAGGAAGAGAGGUUUGGCUCAUCUUGGGAAAGGUGGCCUGGGAUGUCACCUGGCUGGAUUCUGUGGGUUGCUGAGGGAGGGGCCCUCAUGAACAGUCACCAACAGUUGGUUGACUCUAAGUGGGUCAUUGCUGGUUCUUUGUACAAAAGAAUCCAACUGCCAGCAUAUUCCACCCCUCCACAUUUAAAUUGAUUGCAUGGUCAGCUUGGCUUGGGCCUAGAUGCAAAUUCUUUGGCUGUGAACCAAGUGAAAAGUAGAGCUUUUGAACCAGAAAGGUUCUUAUUUUAAGUUAAGGAGACUGAAGCCUGGAGUGAUGGGUCACAGCUAAUCAAGGCUUGAGCCAGAGAUGGAAACCCAAGUCUGCUGGCUCCCAGUUCUGGAUUUUCUCUUGAAGACCAUGGAGCCACUGAGGGACUCUGGCUACUCUGACAAUGUAAGAUUAACCUUCACCAACAAUAUGGUUUUAUGAAACUUGGGAUGAGGAAGAGGAAAUAUAUUUCAGGUAGAGAGCUGCUCAUUUGCUUAACCUUGAAUGUAAACAAAUUCAACAUACAAACUAAGAGCCACAUGAUAGGAGAGCAGUAUUACAGGUAGAAGUCCUUCUAGAAAAAAAAAAUAGAAGCUCUCUUAUAAAGCAAGCACACAGGCUGUUGUAGCAGAAGAAAGUUAGUGGAUAAAGUAAAAGGGGCAAUGGCUAGCCCUUAAUUAUCCUACAAAGAAGCUGGUAUGAAUGAUGCUACAUUACAAAUGGGAAAGUGAGACUCACUUUGUGAAUGAGUGAGGUCUCUCUCUUUUUCUUUUGGUGAGGAAGAUUAGCCCUGAGCUCACAUCUGUUGCCAAUCCUCCUCUUUUUGCUGAGGAUGAUUGGCCCUGGGCUAACAUCUGUGCCCAUCUUCCACCAUUUUAAUAUGUGGGACACCUGCCACAGCAUGGCUUGACAAGUGGUGCAUAGGUCCACGCCUGGGAUCCGAACCUGUGACCCCCCCCAGCUGCUGAUGCAGAGCUUGAGAACUUAACUGCUAAACCACCGGGCCAGCCCUUCUCUCUCUCUCUCUCUUUUUUAGCUACAAAAAAACUUCUGCUAAGUAGGGAAGUUUGUGAAAGCAAAAUAUAACAAAGACGUCAAUCAGAAAGUAGAAAAAUACACCAACCUGGAGCAUGAGUCAUCUUUCAAGUGGCAUUGCUCAUCCUGGGACGACAGUCACAGCCUUCUCAAAUGGAUUCAGAAAGUGGUUUUAAUUUGACAUUUCCCAGCGUAUCUGUUGGAUCUCUUCAAGGGAAGGGAGUGGGACAGGCUCCGUCCCAGUUUUCUCAAUGCAGAAAUUUCAGUACAGAGAAAUGUCACUUACCCAGAGUCAAUAUAUUGAAGUGAGGAUGGAAUCUCA